AGGGGGCCGCCCAGCCUGCUCUGGGCCGUCCCUGCUGGGGCCACUCCGGCACGGUGUCCUCCUGCCUGGGAGAGGGGAAGCAGACCUGAGGACAUCUCUGUGACCAGACCAGAAACCUCCCACCCCCAGGUGAGGCCAAGACCCUCCCCAGGAUGGAUGUGGGGUCCAGCUCCCGGAGCCCCCUCGGACUAAAAAUCCUGCUGCUUCUGCUGACGCUGCUGGUGGGGGGCCAGGCCAGCACAGACUGCAACGGGAUCCCGGGGAUGCCGGGCAUGCCCGGGGCGCCAGGGAAGGAUGGGCACGAUGGACUGCCGGGGCCCAAGGGUGAGCCAGGAAUCCCAGCUAUCCCCGGGACUCGAGGACCCAAGGGUCAGAAGGGAGAACCCGGCGCACCCGGCCAUCCAGGGAAAAAUGGCCCCAUGGGAGCCGCUGGGAUGGCGGGCGUCCCCGGCCUCAUGGGCCCCCCCGGGGAGCCAGGCGAGGAGGGCAGGUACAAGCAGAAGCACCAGUCGGUGUUCACGGUCAUGCGGCAGACGUCCCAGUUCCCCGCGGCCAACAGCCUGGUCAAGUUCAACACGGUGGUCACCAACCCGCAGGGGGACUACGACACGAGCACGGGCAAGUUCACCUGCAAGGUCCCCGGCCUCUAUUACUUUGUCCACCACACGUCGCAGACGGCCAACCUGUGCGUGCUGCUGUUCCGCAGCGGCGUCAAGGUGACCACCUUCUGCGACCACAUGUCCAACAGCAAGCAGGUCAGCUCGGGCGGGGUGCUGCUGCGGCUGCAGGUGGGCGAGGAGGUGUGGCUGGCCGUCAACGACUACAACGGCAUGGUGGGCACCGAGGGCUCCGACAGCGUCUUCUCCGGCUUCCUGCUCUUCCCCGACUAGGCGGGCUCCAGCCCCCGGCCGCCCCGCCUCCCUCAGGUUCCCUGCACGAACCCACCCUGCCGGCCAUGCCAGCCAGUCAGUCUCUGUAUUCUCACUCAGCCCAUUCUCCCCACCUGACAGACUCCUCCUCCAGGAAGCCCGCCCUGACCACCCUGCCCCAUGAGUCCUCUCCCUCCUCUGAGCUCCUUCCGGAGUCACUGCGUUGACACU
Ceratotherium simum simum (southern white rhinoceros) is the source of this 1100-nucleotide messenger RNA. Lineage: Eukaryota; Metazoa; Chordata; Mammalia; Perissodactyla; Rhinocerotidae. The record is from RefSeq and is a predicted model, not a curated record.